AUGGGCGCUCAAAGAUUGCCGUGGAGCAGCUUUCCGAUUAUCAAACUGGACAGGCGUCCGCCAACACCACCAACAGCAUCUCGAUAUUCUUCUUCAGCUAACAUUCCGGCGAGAAUGUCUGUCAGAAGCAAUUCUCAUUCGGGAAAGCCCAUACUGCUUUUCGACAUCAUGGAUACUAUAGUCCGCGACCCUUUCUAUCACCAUAUCCCACCAUUCUUCGGAAUGUCGAUGAAGGAACUUCUUGAAUGCAAGCAUCCUACUGCCUGGAUUGAGUUUGAGAAGGGUCUCAUUAGUGAGAUGGAGCUGGCACGAAUGUUUUUCAAGGAUGGACGACCGAUUGAUUUGGAAGGCCUCAAAAGCUGCAUGAGACAAGGAUAUACCUAUAUCCCAGGAAUCGAAGAAUUACUGGCUGAUCUGAAGAAAAAUGGAUAUGAAAUGCAUAGUUGUACUAAUUAUCCCAUCUGGUAUGAAAUUAUUGAAGAAAAGCUUAAACUCUCAACCUUCAUAUCCUGGACCUUCUGUUCAUGCUUAAUGGGAAAACGGAAGCCUGAUCCUGAUUUUUAUAUGGAUAUUUUGAAACACUUAAAUGUGGAGCCAGCAUGUUGUAUCUUCAUUGAUGACAGGAUGAGAAAUGUUGAGGCUGCAAUUGAUGUUGGUUUCAAUGGUAUUCAAUACAAGAAUGUGGAGUUACUACGUAAAGAACUUGCUAAUUUGGGAGUUCUCAUAGAGACAAGCUAA
Molecule: messenger RNA, 738 nt
Organism: Striga hermonthica
Lineage: Eukaryota; Viridiplantae; Streptophyta; Magnoliopsida; Lamiales; Orobanchaceae
Source: the annotation of a GenBank genome assembly